Colletes gigas is the source of this 1111-nucleotide messenger RNA. It is a transcript of the gene Snx3, whose product is annotated as sorting nexin-12. The transcript is spliced from 4 exons. Gene Ontology annotation, biological process: late endosome to Golgi transport; endocytic recycling. Lineage: Eukaryota; Metazoa; Arthropoda; Insecta; Hymenoptera; Colletidae. Gene Ontology annotation, cellular component: retromer complex; early endosome membrane. The record is from RefSeq and is a predicted model, not a curated record. Gene Ontology annotation, molecular function: phosphatidylinositol-3-phosphate binding. The coding region runs from base 245 to 736 and encodes 163 amino acids.
UUGAUGAAAUGCAAUAAAUUAACCGCCGACGACUGCCUCUUGGACAAUGCGUGUACGCAGUGGGACGGUUGUAAGUUUCCUUUCUAUCUCCGCUUGCUUGCACCAUGACCACGGACGUAACACAUGAGAACGAAUUGUGUCAAGUUUCUCACCGCUGUCAUUUGACGAACUUUCGUUAUCUAUCGUGUUGGAUUUAGUUUCCAACUGGCUUUUAAGUGAUUUAUUCGGUUUGUAAUCGUAAAGUAUGGCGGAUACAACGGUAGACGCGACACGCCGUUUAAAUGUUAAAAAACAGACCCUGGACGACGCUUAUGCAGCGCCUGCAAAUUUCCUCGAGAUUGACGUGAUUAAUCCAAUCACACACGGCGUCGGCAAGAAACGGUAUACCGAUUACGAGGUUCGCAUGAGGACAAAUCUUCCAGUCUUCAAAGUGAAAGAUUCCACAGUAAGAAGAAGAUAUAGUGACUUCGAAUGGCUAAGGAAUGAACUAGAAAGAGAUAGCAAGAUUGUAGUGCCUCCGUUACCAGGAAAGGCUUGGAAACGUCAGAUGCCUUUUCGAGGGGAUGAUGGUAUUUUUGAAGAAGAUUUUAUCGAAGAUCGAAGGAAAGGCUUAGAAGAAUUUGUUAAUAAAAUAGCAGGACAUCCAUUAGCACAGAACGAACGAUGUUUGCACAUGUUUUUGCAAGAACCUGUAAUAGACAAGAACUACGUACCUGGAAAAAUACGUAAUACAUAAGUUACAAUAAGACUUGUCGCAAGUAUAUUUUCCUCCCCACCUUCGAUAUUUAAAGUCAUGUUAACAAUUUAUUCGAAAAUUUUUAUAAGAUCCUUCUAUAUUUAUACAAAUAUUUAAUCGAGCUUUUAAUGCUGUGAUGUCUAAUUAAAAUAAUUGUUUGUGAAAGUACUUGGGUUUUGAAUAUGUGUAUUAGACAUUCGGAAGGAUCUUACUUAAAUGUUAUUAUCAGUCGCUGCAGAGUAAUAGAAAAAUUUCUUUUUCGUGUUUCGUUUUUUUUAGUUUCGUUCGAUAAUAUUUUAUUAAUAUUGGCUUUCUAUGAAAAAUUUAUAAUUUGAUGUUUAUCACUUUCAGAGAUCGCAGAAUAACAAUUGUAUA